Molecule: messenger RNA, 2076 nt
Organism: Acyrthosiphon pisum (pea aphid)
Lineage: Eukaryota; Metazoa; Arthropoda; Insecta; Hemiptera; Aphididae
Product: zinc finger MYM-type protein 1-like
Exons: 11
Coding region: 1-2076 (691 amino acids)
Source: RefSeq, a predicted model, not a curated record
AUGGAUUUUUCUGAAGAUAGUUCCAGUAGUUCAGAUGAUGAAGAUUUAUUUGAUUUGGCAUUAAUUAUUGCAUUCCCACGACCUACAGAAACUACCACUACAGUGAGUGUAAGUAUUUCCACGGUUGAAAAGGAAAUACAAAAACUUAAGCCUAUUGUGGAUGAUCUGGGAACAUUAGUUUCUGGACCGGCCCAGCCAAUAUUAAAUUCUUAUCCAAAAUCUAAAUUUGGCUUACAAAAUCGCAGCUUUAACUCAUCUUACUUUGCUAAACAUGAUUGGCUUGAAUAUAGUAUUGCAUUAGAUGCUAUUUUUUGUUAUGCUUGCCGUAUUUUUAGUGAUGGUAGAACACAAUAUGAAGAUGUAUUUACUGUCUCUGGUUUUAAAAAUUGGAAAAAAUUAAGUGGGUCAAGAGGGGCUAAUAAAAAUAAAGCUUGUAAAUUAGAAGCCCAUUCUUUUGCUCAAUUUCAUUUAACGUGCAUGACGUCCAAGUGGAAAGCUCAUCAAAAUACUCAAAUUACAGGAAGUGUUCAUGCCCAAUUAUCAACCCAGCAUAAAUUACUUGUAGAAAGCAAUAGAAAAUAUAUGAGUACACUUAUUGAUAUAGCAUUAUUGUUAGCUAGUCAAGGUUUGGCUUUAAGGGGGCACGAUGAAAGUUUAAACUCCUUAAACCAAGGAAACUUUAAAGAAAUUUGUAAAUUACUCUCUAAAAAUAAUUCAGAAUUUAAUAAAAUAUAUUCUAGUCCCACCAACUACACAAGUCAUUUAAUGCAAGAUGAGUUAUUACAUUUAUGUGCUGAUGAUGUAAGGCAAAAAAUAAUAGAAGAAGUUGAAAUUACUGGAAUGUUUGGGUUGAUGUGUGAUGAAGCAAGAUGUUUCAAAGAAGAGCAAAUGGCUGUUUGCAUACGUUACACAGUUGGAUUAGAUGUAUUCGAAAGGUUUUUAGGUUUUAUCAAUACUUCUGAAAAACAAGAUGCUGAAAGUCUUUAUUGUCAUAUUCUUAAAUACUUUAAACACUGCAGUUUAAAUAAGGCUCAAAUUGUUUCUUAUGACGGUGCCAAUGUAAUGGCAGAAAAAUUUAAUGGUAUUCAAGCAAAAAUAAAAAACACCUUUCCCUAUGCUAUAUUCACACAUUGCAUGGCACAUAGGAUGAACCUAGAAACCAGAAAUGUAUUUAAUACUUUGGAAGCUUUAUAUGUUCACUUUUCAUAUCCAACAAAAAAUAAAAAACUAAUUGAUAUGCAAGCAAAAUUAUUAAUAAAAAAUAAGUCCAUUAUACGGUUGAGUGAUACCAGAUGGAAUUGCAGAUAUAGAAACUGUGAAGCUGUAUUAAAUAGUUAUGGGUGUAUUAUUGAUAUACUAAAAGACGAAAUUGAAAAUGAAGUUGAUAAAAGUGUUAAUGAAUCAAUAGAAAAAACUGCUACAUUGGGAAAGGCAAAUGAUAUGAUAAAAGGAGUUAUACAAAGUCUAAAAGAGGCAAGAUCAAAUGAGGGAUUUAAUGAGAUAUGGAAAAACAUUCAAAAUUUUGCUGAAAAAUAUAACUUAUCUUUGGAAAUUGCCUAUGAAAAAGAAAACAAAUAUGAAUCAAAUUUACUUCAAGGUUUUGUUUUGUCGACAACCACUGGUGCAGAAUGUCAGUCUACUGAAUCUGACUCAGUUGAAAUUCAUUUUAGAGUUAAUGCUUAUUUCAAAACUUUGGAUGCUGUUAUAGUUAACAUGGAAAAAAGAUUUUCAACUGAGAGUUUACAAAUGGCUUCUGCAGUUGAUAAUUUCUUAAAAUUAAACUUUAAUGAGAGUAAAUUCUUUAUUGAACAUUAUCAGGACUUGUUGGGCAUAUCUAAACAAGAUUUAAGAUCAGAAAUGACAGUUGCCAAAAAUUUGACGAUCACUCUUCCAAUUAGUUCAUCAACAUGUGAGCGUUCUUUUUCGGCAAUGAGACGCUUAAAAACAUCUAUGCUUCAAAAUCGUUUCAACACAAUUUCAAUACUUAAUAUUGAAAAGGAUAUUGUAAAACAUAUUGACAAUGACUCCAUCAUCAAAAAAUUUGCAAGAAAAAAUAGAACAAUUGUGUUACAAUAA